Molecule: messenger RNA, 2160 nt
Organism: Pipistrellus nathusii (Nathusius's pipistrelle)
Lineage: Eukaryota; Metazoa; Chordata; Mammalia; Chiroptera; Vespertilionidae
Source: the annotation of a GenBank genome assembly
AUGUCUCCGGCUCCAGCUGCCGCCCAGGCUCCUACGUCGGUCUCCCUGUUUGAUCUCAGCGUGGAUGCUCCGGUCCUUCGGGGCCUGGUCCUAGUGAGACACCGUCCCGGGGAGACUCUGGCCCAGGCACUGCGGACUUCCUCUCCAGGUUCAGGGGUGAAAACAAGCCCAGAAAGAAAACCAUUCCAGGGUCCUCUGGAUAUUUCAGGGAAGUUAUUUUGUUCAACCUGUGACCAGACCUUCCAGAACCAUCAGGAACAGAGGGAACAUUAUAAGCUUGAUUGGCAUCGGUUUAACCUAAAGCAACGUCUCAAGGACAAGCCUCUCCUGUCUGCCCAGGACUUUGAAAAGCAGAGCUCCACAGGAGAUCUUUCCAGCAUCUCAGGAUCAGAAGACUCAGACUCAGCCCAUGAGGAGGACUUACAGAUACCAGACGAGGAGAGGGUUGAGUUUGAGAAGUCUAACAGAUCCCAAGGCUUCUGCUCCCAUCGAGUUCUUUUCCAAAAUGCCCAGGGCCAGUUUCUUUAUGCGUAUCGCUGUGUCCUAGGCCCUCACCAGUUGCUCCCAGAAGAGCCAGAACUGUUGCUACAAAACCUGCAAAGCGGAGGUCCUAGACACUGUGUGGUACUCAUGGCUGCAGCUGGGCACUUUGCUGGUGCCAUUUUCCAAGGAAGAGAAGUGGUGACACACAAAACCUUUCACCGCUACACAGUACGGGCCAAGCGUGGCACAGCCCAGGGACUUCAUGAUGCCCGGGGUGGGGCUUCUCGCUCUGCUGGAGCCAACCUGAGGCGCUACAAUGAAGCUGCACUAUAUAAGGAUGUUCGUGACCUGCUGGCAGAGCCAGAAUGGGCUAAGGCGUUGGGGGAGGCUGGGACAAUACUGCUGCGUGCCCCCCGCUCUGGCCGGUCCUUGUUCUUCGGAGGCCAAGGGGCACCCCUGAAACGGGGGGAUCCCCGACUUUGGGAUAUCCCCCUCGCAACCCGCAGACCCACCUUCCAAGAGCUACAGCGUGUGUUCCAUAAGCUGACCACUUUGCAUAUUCACGGAGAAGACCCCCGGGAGAGAGUCAGGUUGGACUCACCUCAGUCAUACUGGAAGACAAUGAGAGAGAGGAAGGCUAUUGAGGAAGAAAGAAAGGUUCCCAGUGAUGAAAAUGGGGCAGUAGAGCAGAAUGAGGACUCUCCCAAACAGGGUUCAGAGUCAGAGGGAGAAGAUGACUUCCAGGUAGAGUUGGAUCUAGUAGAGUCGACAAUUGGGACCCUGGAUCUUCGUGAAUUUGAGAUAUUGCCCAAGCGGAGGAGGAGAAAAAGGAAUAAGAGAGAGAAAAGCCAAGACUUGGAGGUUGGGGCACGUGUGGCUCUUCCACAACAACCUCAAGAAGACAAGGCCUUCUCACAGUCAACCAAGGCUUUGGAGCCUUUCAUGAAUGAGGCCAAGGUCCCUGGCCAGCCAGAGCUUUGGGACAUGCUUCUUGCUGCUUGCAGAGCUGGAGAUAUUGGGAUGCUGAAAAUCCACCUAGCUGCCAGCCCCAUAGACCCUGAAGUUCUGUCUCUGCUCAAUGCCCCCUUGGGCUCCAGUGGCUUCACCCUCCUGCAUGCAGCAGCCGCAGCUGGGAGAGGCUCAGUGGUUCGCUUGCUGCUAGAGGCAGGUGCUGACCCCACUGUCCGGGACUUCCGGACUCGGCCACCAUACAUGGUUGCAGCUGACAAAGCAACACGUAAUGAGUUCCGAAGGUUCAUGGAGAAGAAUCCCGAUGCUUAUGAUUACAGCAAGGCUCAGGUGCCAGGGCCACUGACAUCAGAAAUGGAGGCGCGGAAGGCUAUGCGGAAAAGGGAGCAGAAGGCAGCCCGGAGGCAACGGGAGGAGCAGCAGCGGAAACAGAGGGAGCAAGAGAAGCAGGAGCAAGAAGAACAGCAGCGAUUUGCUGCUCUCAGUGACAGAGAGAAGAGAGCUGUGGCUGCAGAGCGCCGACUGGCUGCUCAGUUAGGAGGUCCUACCCCUCAGACCCCUGACUCUGCAAUCGUCAAUGCUGGACGCUGCUUGAGCUGUGGGACAUCCCUCCAAGGCCUCAUUCCCUUUCACUACCUUGACUUCUCUUUCUGCUCCACACGCUGCCUCCAGAAUCAUCGCUGUCAGGCCAGGAAGCCCUGUUCCUGA